AUCGCUUGCCUUGGCCACCCCCUGGUUGCUGCUGACAGCCUACCUUGACUGCCCUGAAUAUUAUUGGAUGAAUUGAAUUCGUCCCAAGGGAUCGGGCAGGCUAAGCACGAGGCAUGACCACUGCAGCGGUCUCAUGAAAAGGAGUCGCCCCGUGCCGUUUUUCUUUGCGGGGGCCCUGUCUGGACUUGACCGGUACAGCCGAGAUCUAUCGAACCUCCUGACAGACACAGAAGAGAAUCUCUGCUUUCACCCGCCAUGCAUUUCCAAAGAAGAAAAGCAGACGGUUCCGGCUCGAAGACCGAUUCGCUGGGUCGGGGCGGGGUCGAAUUGUUCGCCGUUUUGCAACCGUUCACUGACACAAACUCAUACAAAUUAUUUUUGGGUCUUGAUGGGCCCGGGCGGGGCGGCCCUGGGACUGAGGACGACCGAUCUAGACCUCAGAAAACGAUCCUUAUAUCCGCCACAUGAUCCUGCAUGGGUUCAUCAAAAUCGUCCAUUUUACAUACAUAGCGGGGAGGUUGGGUCAUACAUUGAUGCGGGCGAUUUUACGGUACGAGAUAUCUCUCUCAGUUAUACUUAUUGUUAAUUUCUUGCUUUGGUUUGAUCCUUUUACUUAUCAUCCCUGGCUAGACAUGAACACACAGACGGGAAGGGAGCGAGCUCUCUACGGAAGAGCGAUUGGGUGCGACAACAAUCGCAUUCCGUCGAUUACAUCCCACUAUGCGAUGCUUCGUUGGAGUGCUUGCACUGUAC
Cantharellus anzutake is the source of this 753-nucleotide messenger RNA. RefSeq lists its product as uncharacterized. The coding region runs from base 134 to 586 and encodes 150 amino acids. The record is from RefSeq and is a predicted model, not a curated record. Lineage: Eukaryota; Fungi; Basidiomycota; Agaricomycetes; Cantharellales; Hydnaceae. The transcript has a single exon.